AUGCCACCUAAGCGUCGACAUGAGAGUGACGAUUCACCUAAUAGCAUCACAAAGCCUUCACCUCGUAAAAAGUCCAAAUCCAAACCUAGUUUGAAAGGCAAACAGCCCAGUAUUCGAUCUCAGCGAUCCAUAUGGAACUCGACAGAUGAUUGGGAUACCCUUUUAUCUGAAUCUGCUCUGUCAACAGCAUCGAUAUCUCUUCGACCACCCCGACUUAGGGAAUUACCUUCUUUGGUGAAAUGUACGAUCGACGCUCUGGUCAGGGGUUUUAAACGAUUGUGGGAGACAGGGGGAGAAGCAAGUGAUGGAAGUGGAAGUGGAAAUGGAGUAGGAGGGAGAGAAUUCAAGAUCGCUUGGGAAUAUUUACCGCUACAUCUUAAAAAAGCAGUGAGGGAUGGGAUAUUCAAAUGGUGGGGUGGAUAUCUAACGAUUAAGAUGAUAGCUGAUGUAUUCAUCAUACCUCCAGAAUUGGAAUUACCAGGAGAACUCUUACCUUCCAUAUCCUCUUUAAGCUAUUUAAAAGAAUUGAUCCCUCAAUCAAAUUUAAGAGAUUCAUUCACUUCGUUGAAAUUAACAUAUGCAUCUCAAGCUAGUGAUUUAGGUAUAUCAUCAUUGAUUUAUCAUUUACAGAAUCUGGAAGAAAUAAAUAUAAAAGAAUGUUCUUUGGCUUCUACGACGUCGACGACGACAAGUAAAACCGUCAAAUCCAUUUUGGAACGAACGAGGAAUCUGAAAAAAUUGAAUUUGAAAGGAACGAAAAUGAAAGAAAGUGAUAUCAAAAGUAUUUUAGAUAAAUAUGGUGAUCAAUUGGAAUGUUUCAAGGUUGAUAAUAUACAUUUUGAAAACAUAAACGAUACAUUCUCUUCAGGUCAUUAUCCGAAAAUCACACAUUUAUGUUUACCUGGAAACAUACUUAAUUCACCGUUGAAUGAUUUCCGAUCACGAGCAAAGAAGUUUGGACAUACAAUAGGUUAUCCUACACCUAGACCUACUUCUUCAGAAAGUAUAAUACAAUGGUCUACUUUAGGUAUCUCCUUCAGUAAGAAUGGGCAAGGGGAAAGAGAAGGGAAUUUUCCAAAUUUGACACAUCUAUAUUUACCUGGAUUACUCAUCCCAGAAGAUACGUUAAUCAAUAUUCGACCUGACACAUUAAUCAAAUUCAGUACAGGAUCACAAGGAGGAGGACCACCAAUACCAAUUGAAUCAUUAAUUCACUUAAUCAAUUCACAAAAGAAUUCUAUUAGAAAAUUAUCUCUAGGUCAUAUCAAAUCUUCAAAUUCUAAAAUCACUUCAGCGAAUUCACCAAAUAUGGAAUCAUUCAUUCGUCUAGGCGAAUUACUGAACGAGUGUACAAAGUUGGAAGAAUUCACAUUGGUGACUGAUGCGGGUGGUUCAAAAGAUUCAAUUUGCGAUUCUGGUAUGUCAAAAUGUUCAAAUCUGAUUUACGGACCUGGAUUAAUGGGCAAUUGGAGAAAAAGUUUAAAAAAAUUAUCAUUGUUCGUCCCACAGCAAAUUGAGUCAUCGACCUUCCUCCCUCCUCCCUCAUCUACAAGAGUCAAUCAAGAAGAAGAAGAAAGAGGUACGAUAUGUCCAUUGGAAAACCUUGAUUUACCUUCAGCGAACAUAGAUAAUACAGAAUUAUUCGCUAGUGCUUUGAGCAAAUUUCCUAAAUUGCGAUCAUUGGAUUUAUCAGGAACUACCAUCACUGAUGACGAUAUGAAAAUUAUUUUAUCAAAUUGUCACUCCUUGUCUAGAAUAGAUCUAACUUCGUGUAGAGGCGUGAAUGUAAGGCAUAGAAGGAACAUAUUCAAGGCAUCAUCAGAGGCCGAUAAAUAG
Kwoniella shivajii is the source of this 1836-nucleotide messenger RNA. RefSeq lists its product as uncharacterized. Bases 1 to 1836 code for a protein of 611 amino acids. Gene Ontology annotation, cellular component: cytoplasm. The transcript is spliced from 6 exons. NCBI's taxonomy places the organism in Eukaryota, Fungi, Basidiomycota, Tremellomycetes, Tremellales, Cryptococcaceae. The record is from RefSeq and is a predicted model, not a curated record.